Molecule: messenger RNA, 3954 nt
Organism: Geosmithia morbida
Lineage: Eukaryota; Fungi; Ascomycota; Sordariomycetes; Hypocreales; Bionectriaceae
Product: manganese-transporting P-type ATPase
Exons: 3
Coding region: 1-3954 (1317 amino acids)
Biological process (GO): intracellular calcium ion homeostasis
Cellular component (GO): endoplasmic reticulum membrane
Molecular function (GO): ATP binding; ATP hydrolysis activity; P-type ion transporter activity
Source: RefSeq, a predicted model, not a curated record
AUGGCGUCGAUAUCGCCCAUCGUCGCCAACGCGCAGAUCAAGCAUGCCGAGCUUCUUCGACCUCUCCCCUUUUAUCUGCACACCUACAUCUGGCCCUUCGCAUUCAUCUGGCCCGUCUUCCUGCGAUACUAUCUUACCCCGGAACUCUAUGACAAGCACAUCGGUGGUGAGGAGUGGACCUUUGUCUGGUGCGCCUCCAUCAUCACCAUCCAGUCUCUCUUCUGGCUCAGCACUCACUGGAGUGUUGACUUGGCCGCCCGCUUCACGGCUUCUCGCGUCAAGUCUAUAGAGGAAGCUCAGCUCAUCAAAGUCCAUCCCAUUGUCAACGCUGGUUCACCAGAGAUCUGCAGCCUGACCAGAGAUAGGUCUGGCGGCAAAUCCAACCUCUCUUUCCUCUUCCAGAAGCGCCGCUUCCUCUACGACCCCGAGACCAAGACCUUUGACACGCUCAAGUACGAUAUUGACCUCGAGCCCAAGCCCACCAUCGGCCACUUCCAGUCGUCGCGCGGCAUCGACAACCAGGUUGAGCUGUCCCGUCUCGAGCAGCACUAUGGAUCCAACACGUUCGACAUCCCCGUCCCAUCAUUUUCUGAGCUGUUCAAGGAGCACGCUGUUGCUCCCUUCUUCGUCUUCCAGAUCUUCUGUGUUGGUCUGUGGCUGCUCGACGAGUACUGGUACUAUUCCCUCUUCACCCUCUUCAUGCUGGUCACUUUUGAGAGUACCGUGGUGUGGCAGCGCCAGCGCACCCUCAACGAGUUCCGGGGUAUGAGUAUCAAGCCUUACGACAUCUGGGUCUUCCGCCUCGGCAAGUGGGUCGAGGUUCAGAGCGACGCUCUUCUCCCUGGCGACCUCGUCUCUGUUGGCCGCACAAAGGAGGACAGCGGUGUUGCCUGCGAUAUGCUCCUGGUAGAGGGUACCGCUAUUGUCAACGAAGCCAUGCUUUCGGGCGAGAGUACGCCUCUGCUCAAGGACUCCGUUCAGCUCCGCCCUGCCGACGCGCCCAUCGACACCGAGGGUCUGGACAAGAACGCCUUCCUCUGGGGUGGUACCAAAGUUCUCCAGGUCAGCCACGGUAACCCCGAGGUGGAGAAGCCCAAGCUCACUUCUGGUGUCCCCACUCCCCCUGACGAUGGUGCCAUGGCCAUUGUCAUGAAGACUGGCUUUGAGACGUCCCAGGGCAGCCUGGUCCGUACCAUGAUAUACUCCACCGAGCGUGUCGGUGCUGGAAACGUCGAGGCCCUGUUCUUCAUUCUGUUCCUUUUGGUGUUCGCCAUCGCCGCCUCAUGGUACGUCUGGGACGAGGGUGUCCGCAAGGACCGCAAGCGUUCUAAGCUCAUGCUUGACUGCGUCUUGAUCAUCACCAGCGUCGUUCCCCCCGAGCUGCCUAUGGAGCUGAGCUUGGCCGUCAACACUAGUCUGGCUGCCCUCGCGAAGCUGGCCAUCUUCUGCACCGAGCCCUUCCGAAUCCCCUUUGCCGGCCGCAUUGACAUUGCUUGCUUUGACAAAACAGGUACCCUGACCGGCGAGGAUCUCGUCGUCGAGGGUAUCGCCGGACUCGGACUCGCCCACAGGGAGAUCCAUGACAAGAAGGAUGCCGAUGGCGCACACUCGACUAUCAUCGCUGUUCACAACGCUAGCAUGGAGACCCAGCUAGUCCUAGCUACUGCCCACGCUCUGGUCAAGCUUGACGAGGGCGAGAUCGUCGGUGACCCCAUGGAAAAGGCUACCCUCGGCUCUCUCGGAUGGACUCUUGGCAAGAACGACACCCUGUUCAGCACCAGCAAGGCCGGUGGCGCCCACGGAAACGUCCAGAUCAAGCGCCGCUUCCAGUUCUCCUCGGCCCUGAAGCGCCAGAGCUCCAUCGCUAUGGUUCACGGCACCGACUCCAAGACUGGAAAGAAGCUUAAGGGAACCUUUGCCGGUGUCAAGGGAGCCCCCGAGACUAUCAUGAGGAUGCUCGUCGAGGUCCCUGCCGACUACGAGGAGACGUACAAGUACUUCACCCGCAAGGGCUCUCGUGUCCUGGCGCUGGCCUACAAGCAACUCACUGUCGACUCCGAACUCGGUGCCAGCAAGAUCAAUGACCUCAAGCGAGACAAGGUCGAAUCAGACCUCAUCUUUGCCGGCUUCCUCGUGCUCCACUGCCCGCUCAAGGACGACGCCAAGGAGGCUGUCCAGAUGCUCAACGAGAGCAGCCAUCGCGUCGUCAUGAUUACCGGAGAUAACCCCCUGACUGCCGUGCACGUGGCCCGCGAGGUCGAGAUUGUAGACCGUGAGGCCCUCAUCCUGGACGCCCCUGAGGACGACAAGAGCAGCGACAAGCUCGUAUGGAAGAGUGUCGACGACAAGAUUAGCAUCCCCGUCGACCCGACCAAGCCCAUUGACCCCGAGAUCAUCAAGACCAAGGAUAUUUGUGUCACCGGCUACGCCCUCGCCAAGUUCAAGGAUCAGCAGGGAUGGAAUUCGCUGCUGCGCAACACGUGGGUGUACGCCCGUGUGUCGCCCAAGCAAAAAGAGGAGAUCCUUCUCGGCCUCAAGGACAUGGGAUACUACACCCUCAUGGCUGGUGACGGAACCAACGAUGUCGGUGCUCUCAAGCAGGCCCACAUCGGUAUCGCCCUUCUCAACGGCACGGCUGAUGACCUGACGCGCAUCGCCGAGCACGCUCGCAACACGAGGAUUAAGGACAUGUACCAGAAGCAGGUUGACAUGAUGAAGCGCUUCAACCAGCCCGCACCUCCUCCUCCCGUCCUGAUCGCUCACCUGUACCCUCCCGGACCCACGAACCCCAGCUUCGCCAAGGCGUGCGAGCGCGAGGCCAACAACAAGAAGAUGCCCGUCGAGGAGUACAUCAAGUCCCUGGGCCACCCCGCCGAGACUGUUACCUCCCCUGCCGCCCAGGAGCUUAUCAACAGCAGUCGGUCCCUUCGCCAGCAGAAUGCCUCGCAGCAGGCUGCCGGGUUGGCUGACAAGUUCACGACCAGCAUGCUGGAGAAUGAAUUGGGCGAUGACGAACCCCCGACCCUCAAGCUAGGAGACGCCUCGGUCGCCGCCCCCUUCACGUCCAAGCUUCGCAACGUUAUCGCCAUCCCCAACAUCAUCCGCCAGGGCCGAUGCACGCUGGUCGCCACGAUUCAGAUGUACAAGAUCCUGGCGCUCAACUGCCUCAUCAGCGCUUACUCCCUGUCUGUUCUCUACCUCGAGGGCAUCAAGUUUGGUGACACGCAGUACACGAUCAGUGGUAUGCUCAUGUCUGUCUGCUUCCUCAGCAUCUCUCGCGCUCGCGUCGUCGAGGGGCUCAGCAAGGAGAGGCCUCAGCCCAACAUCUUCAACGUCUACAUUAUCGGGUCUAUUCUCGGACAGUUUGCUGUGCACAUUGCUACGCUUAUCUAUGUGGCUCGUCUCUGUGACAAGAUCGAUCCCCGCUCUGACGACAUCGACCUCGAGGCCGAGUUCACUCCGUCCCUUCUAAACUCAGCCGUCUACCUCCUUCAGCUGAUCCAGCAGAUCUCCACUUUUGCCAUCAACUAUCAGGGCCGCCCCUUCCGCGAGUCACUCUCGGAAAACAAAGGCAUGUACUACGGAAUCGUCGGCGUCUCCGCCCUGGCCUUCAUCUGCGCCCUAGAGCUCAUCCCCGAGAUCAACGAGGGCAUGAAGCUCGUGCCUUUCACCGAAGAGUUCAAGAUGAAGAUGACGACGUCCAUGGUCCUCGACUAUGGCCUGUGCUACGUCAUUGAGUUUGGUCUCAAGCACUUCUUUAGUGACUACCGCCCGCGCGACAUUGCCGAGCGUCGUCCCGACCAGCUGGAGCGUGAGGCUGUCCGUAAGGCUGUUGCAGAUGCGAAGAAGGUGCAGGAGGAGGAGGAAAAGCAGCGCCUCAAGAAUGAGGAAUUCGAGCGCAAGGUUGAGGAGCGCAGGAGGAAGAUUGAGGAGUGGCGGGCCGGAAGGCGUUAA